Messenger RNA from Anolis sagrei ordinatus, 5897 nucleotides. The record is from RefSeq and is a predicted model, not a curated record. Lineage: Eukaryota; Metazoa; Chordata; Lepidosauria; Squamata; Anolidae.
AUGGAGGAGGAACGAGGCCCGGCUUUUGCUCUCCGUCUCCUCCCUUCUUUCCUUCCCUCGCUUUUCGGUGACGCCUGGCAGGAACCUUCCCGGAACGAGUCCUUCCCGUUCCGUUCCAAGGCGGGGAGGAAAUCGGUUCCCAGGGCAGAGUACAGCUGUUGCCCGUCACCCUCCACACCCCACCUCCGCUUUGGUUUGAUUGACACCCACUCCUCCUUUUGUGUUUUCCUCCUUCUCCUUUUCCAGCCCAUUGAGCCCGGCGAGGAGCUGCUGGUCUGGUAUAAUGGGGAAGACAACCCGGCCAUAGCCGCCGCGAUCGAGGAAGAGCGGGCCAGCAACCGGGGCAAGCGCAACUCCCCCAAAGCCAAGAAAGGGAAGAAAAAGAACCAGGAGGCGAAAAACAAAGGCAAGAAAGCCAGGGACAAGAAACAGGAAACUGUUUUGGAUUUGACUCCUGUCGACAUGAGGGAGCCCAAUGAAGGUCAUAAGGAGGAGGCGGAGGAGGACACCCCCUCGGUUUCUGCAGCACUGUUGCUGGAGCAGACGGCGGUCAUCCAAGAGAUGGUCAAUCAGGAUGCGCUUCCGGAUUUGGUGGCCUCUGGCCUGGCUGGCGAAUCGCGCCCGCUGCCUGUGGACCAACUCAGUGCGAUGACGUCUGGGUCCAAUGUUACGGGGGAGCAGGGGGAAGGCUCCGAGGGCGGCGAGGACCCUGAGGACAAUAUGGGGGAGGAAGAGGAGGAGGAAGAGCCAGAGGAGGAAGAAGAAGAGGAAGAAGAAGAGCCAGAGGAAGGAGACGUCGAGCUGCCGAAAGAAAGCCCUGACCCCGAACCGGUCUCCGUUUGUGAAGACAAGCUGGAGUUUGCGGAAGAGCCGAGCGGCACAUCUGACGACUCGCCGGAGAGCUCUCCGAAGAAGAAGCCGGCUGCGAAGGGUCCCAAAGGCAGAGGCGAGUCCGGCGGCAGGACGUUCAUGUUCCCCUGCCAGCACUGCGAGCGGAAAUUCGCCACGAAGCAAGGCCUUGAGCGGCACAUGCACAUCCACGUCUCGGCGAUUGGUCACGCUUUCAAGUGCCGCUACUGCGGGAAAGCCUUCGGCACGCAGAUCAACCGCCGGCGGCACGAGCGGCGGCACGAGGCCGGACCCAAACGGAAGCCGGUCACCGCGGCGGCCCAGCCUCCCGAAGGAGAUGCCGUAGACCCCAGAGUUGUCGAAGAUGUCAUUAGUGAAGAAAUUAAUGCCACGCCGGACUUGGCUGCCGCUGAGCCGGAGAAGAUUACUGCAGAAACUCCAAACUCUGUUUCUGCGGAGGAGAUCAAGGACACCAAAGAGCUGCACCCUUGCAAAUAUUGUAGGAAGGUGUUUGGGACGCACACCAACAUGCGGCGGCACCAGCGGAGGGUCCACGAGCGCCAUCUCAUCCCCAAAGGCGUCCGGAGAAAACCGGAGGAGCCGCAACCCCCCGCGGAGCAGGCCCAACAAGCCUCGAGCGCGUACGUGGCGAGCACGGACCUGGAGGAAGAAGGCGAGGCGGACGACGUGUACAUCAUGGACGUCUCCAGCAACAUAUCCGAAAACCUCAAUUAUUACAUCGACGGCAAGAUCCCGUCCAGCACCAGCACGAGCAAUUGUGACGUCAUCGAAGUGGAAUCGAGCUCCACCGAACUGUACGGGAUAAACUGUUUGCUCAGCCCCGUCGCAGUGGAAAUAACCCCCAACAUAAAGGCAUCGCCACUGCACCCGGCGGAAACAUCGAAGGAGUUGCCGGCCGGCGGAAGCUCCGAACUGAAGAAGAGGAGGACGGCGAGCCCUCCUCUCCUGCCAAAGAUCAAAACCGAGUUGGAGCUGGAGCCCAUAACGUCGUUGUGCUCGUUGACGAUUCCUCUGACGAUAUCGACCGCCGAAAGCUUGCCAUUCCCCAAAGAGAAAAGUAUUUAUUUGUCGUCCAAACUGAAGCAGCUCCUCCAGACGCAGGACGGCAACAAAGCGGUGCCGUCUCCACCGUUGCCGUCGGCCGAAAUGCCCAAGCUGGGGCACCCUGCUGGGUCGCCGCCUCUCCUGCCCACAGCCUCCAGCAGGUUCAAGAGGAGGACCAGCUCCCCUCCCAGUUCACCCCAGCACAGCCCAGCCCUUCGCGACUUCGGCAAAGCCGGGGAAGGCAAACCCGUUUGGAACGACGCCGUUCUGGGCUCGAAAAUCCCCAAGUUGGAGAGUCACAGUAACUCGCCUGUGUGGAGCCUGUCUGGGAGGGAAGAAAAGGAGACGGCGAGCCCUCUGUGCUUGGAUGAAUACAAAGCACCAAAAGACUGGGCACCAGCUCCUUCUUUUGGCAACGUCUGUAACCAGCAGCCUCUGGACUUGUCCAGUAGCAUGAAGCAGCGGUCAAACGGCAAGAACAGGGCUCAAGUUCCCUGGGAAUCGGUGUUAGAUCUCAGCAUCCACAAAAAGCCGUGCAGUGACACGGAUGUCAAGGAAAGCAAUGCGCCAUUGCCAUCGUGUAGUACGGUGAAGAAGAAGCCCACCACCUCCAUGUUACAGAAAGUGUUGCUCAACGAAUACAACGGCAUGGAGUCCGCCGCGGAAAAUCCCGCACCAGAAACGAGUCCUAGCAAAAAUUUGGGCCUCUUAACGGAAGCACAUCCAGAGCCAGAGGCUGAUGCUGGUUUUCCUGUGGCAGUUGUUGAGUCGGCUUCCCCCAAAACCUCUACUGAGACAUCGGUAUCGACUGUGCCGCCUCUCCUGAUGCCGACGAGCCCUCCUUCCCCGCCGCCCUGUCCGCCUAUGUUAAAGAUCCCGACACCGCCUCCGCCUUUGCUCCCGACCGUUACGUCUCAGGUCCCGGAAGAGCCCAACAGCAUCGGUCCAAGUCCAUGCCCGUCCCCGCUGUCCAAUGCCACUGCGCAAUCUCCUCUUCCAAUCCUUUCUCCUACCAUUUCAGGAUCUCCCAUUCCUUCUGUUGAACCUCAUAGCUGUCCUUCACCCGGACCCCCCACCCUCUCCUCCUCCUCCUCCUCCUCCUCCUUUUCCUCCUCCUCUUCCUCCUCUUCGUCGUCUUCGUCUCCUUCUCCUCCUCCUCUGUCUGUAGUCUCUUCCGUCCUUUCCCCUGGCGACAACCUAGAGAAUUCAGUCUCCACAAUGUCAACAUUCAAGCAAGAAGAGUUGGAAAACGAUACCCAAAAGCCAAAUGAAGUCCCGCACGGCUCGAAUGAAGCCGAGACCAGUCAGGAACCCUUUAGCAAGAAUUUUGUCUGCAACGUCUGCGACUCGCCAUUCCUUUCCAUCAAAGAUCUCACCAAACACUUAGUGGUUCAUGCCGAGGAGUGGCCCUUCAAAUGCGAGUUCUGCGUCCAGCUCUUUCGGGAGAGGUCCGACUUGUCGAAACACCGCUUCCUGCUCCACGGCGUUGGGAAUAUCUUUGUCUGUUCGGUCUGCAAGAAAGAGUUUGCUUUCUUGUGUAAUUUGCAGCACCACCAGCGAGACCUCCACCCGGACAAAGAAUGCACCCACCAUGAGUUUGAGGGUGGGACCCUACGGCCACAGAACUUCACAGAUCCCAGCAAAGCCAACGCCGAGCUCAUGCAGAGCCUCCCCGAGACGUCUUCGGAGCCCCCGAAAGAGGAAGAAGACGAUGAGGAACUGAACGAUUCCUCGGAGGAACUUUAUACAACCAUCAAAAUCAUGGCUUCCGGCAUCAAAUCCAAAAACCCGGAUGUCCGCAUGGGGCUCAAUCAGCACUACCCGAGUUUUAAGCCCCCUCCUUUCCAGUAUCACCACCGGAACCCGAAUGGGAUCGGAGUCACGGCUACGAACUUCACGACUCACAACAUCCCGCAGACAUUCACCACCGCUAUCCGCUGCACCAAGUGCGGAAAGAGCGUAGACAACAUGCCGGAGUUGCACAAACAUAUCUUGGCUUGUGCAUCGGCCAGUGACAAAAAGCGGUACACACCCAAGAAGAACCCCGUGCCGCUAAAGCAAACCAUUCGGCCUAAGAACGGCAUUGUCCUUCCGAGCCCGGCCGGGAGCAACGCAUUCCGGCGCAUGGGUCAACCCAAACGGCUCAGCUUCAGUGUCGAGGUGAGCCGUAUGUCCUCCAACAAGCUCAAAAUUAGUGCGCUGAAGAAGAAAAACCAGCUUGUCCAGAAGGCCAUUCUGCAAAAGAAAAAAUCCCAGCAGAAGGCGGAGCUGAAAAACAGCGUGGUGGAGCCCAACUCGCACAUUUGCCCCUACUGCAACCGGGAGUUCACGUACAUCGGAAGCUUGAACAAGCACGCUUCCUUCAACUGCCCCAAAAAGCCUGCGUCGCCUUCCUCGAAAAAGAAAGCCAAAAAGAAAAACAAGGCCGUGUCUCUUUCCGCCAGCGAGAAAAGCAGCAACCAGCGCCGGCGGACGGCAGAUGCCGAGAUCAAGAUGCAGAGCCCACAGGCUCACUUGGGCAAAACCCGUGCCCGGAGCUCCGGGCCUUCACCCGUCUCACUGCCGCCGGCGUCAUUCAAAUUGAAGCAGAGCAUCAAAUUUGUGCCGGGCGGUAAAUCCAAAAAGCUCAGCGCUCCGGCAGCAACAAAGAGCGCCAGUCUCACAAAAGUGACCAAAAUGCUUCCGGCGGAGGGCAGGAAACCCAAAGGGCUGACCAAAAACGGGGCUUCGGGGCUCCCCGGCAAAAGCACCUGCAAACUGCAUGUCCGGAUUCAGAGGAACAAAGUGACUUUGGCUAACAAGGCCGCUGUGGCUGGAAAGAAGAAGCCGGACCGCUUCAGAGCCAAGUCGAGGGAGAGAGUCGGGGGGCCCGUCACCCGGAGUUUGCAGCAAGCCGCGAGUCCGGAGGCGGCCGAGGGCAAGAAGGAAGAAACCGGCACAAAACCAGAGCCGAAAGAGUUCAGGAGCCCGCUCUGACGAACCCAUGCAUGCGAGGGCCUCCCAGUUUCUCAACCGUCGGGCUCAAAACGGUUGCAAUCCUCACCUUGAAAGGCGGGCGGAGUCCCGAGGCCCGGAAGUCCCCCCCGUGGGCACAAGACCCAUUUGGGGCCAAACGCCGGACUCCUUGGAGCUGUGCUGGCCGCUUGGGCGUUCCGGGCCUUGCUUCGCUCGGCCUUUGGCGACGGACGUGGAUCAAACUCUCCGGCUUGCUUUCAGGAAGGACGAAAAGCAUCAAGACCCUCCCCGGACAUCUUGUUCAUACUUGGGGGGCUUUUGGGGUGGAACGAGAGGGUUCUUUGGACCGUUUGGGUGCCCGAAACAGCCUCUCCGCUGUAUAGCACAAACCCAUACACAGAGAAGGUCACUGACGGUAUCGGAUCGCGACCCUCCUUUCCUACUAUUAUUAUUCUACUUACUAUUGUUCAUCCAGAACUGUAUUUUCUCUCUUUUGGAGGAACUAGCUUUUUCCCCCCCAAAAAAGUUGGUUAAAUAAAAAUAAAACACUUUAGUUUUGCUCGUGCACCCCUUUGUUUCAACACCGCUGACAAAAAAGUAAUCUACCUCUUUACAAUUUGCAGUUUUCCUCUUGAGUUUGGCGAUCCGGUGCCACGUUCACUGUCAUUCCCUUUUCUUACCGUGUUACGUUUUUUCCUCCGUUGGAUGAGGAAUUCUGCAUCGAACCGAUGUGUAUGUGUAUAUAUAUAUAUAUAAAGCCUUUGUAGCAGGUUUUGGAGGGGUCUUUGUUUGUUUAAAAAUAUAUUUAAAGCUAUUUAAAAUGGUUUCCGGACACCUUCGGUUGUGUGAUUGACAUUUCGAGAUUGUUCCAGUUUCUGUUUCUUUUUCCCUUUUGCGAUUAUUCAAUUGUAAACGAGGAAAUUUCCAAUUUGCCAUAAAAAAAAGAGGGAGGGAUCGCCCCCAAAGGUUGUCAUUGUUUUUUGGAAAUGGCGUUGUUGCAUUUGUCUGAAAUAUAACCAUGCAGGCGA